Molecule: messenger RNA, 1997 nt
Organism: Hypoxylon fragiforme
Lineage: Eukaryota; Fungi; Ascomycota; Sordariomycetes; Xylariales; Hypoxylaceae
Product: NAD(P)-binding protein
Exons: 3
Coding region: 249-1352 (367 amino acids)
Source: RefSeq, a predicted model, not a curated record
CCAAAUCGCUCUCUUGCUACAUAUGUACCUACCCAGUAAAAAAGUUGUCAAGUAGACCACCCGAUAAGUAACUACCUCCUCGUUAUAAAAUUUGGUCUUGUGCUGCCAACUGUGAGAAGAAAAGGAGCACAUCACUCUUUCUCAUCCAGAUACCCAGAGGCCACCACACCAAUAUAAUCCAAGCCAUGCCGCAGUCUUGGUGGCACAAGCUGAUAAAUCGCAGCCACUGGUUGUCGUAAUUGGUCAAGAUGAAAGGCAACGAGAUAUCUCUUCCUGCUAUCCUCAAGAUGCCCUAUAUCAUAGAUCAGUUUACUCAAUUGUAUCCCCCAAAGCCUCACUUCACUGAAAAGGACCUCCCAUCUCUUUAUGGCAAGGUCUACAUUGUCACCGGGGCCAGCAGCGGCGUAGGCAAGGAUCUGUCUCAACUACUCUAUUCGAAAGGCGCCAAAGUCUACGUCGCGGCCCGCUCGCAUAAUAAAGCCACGAAGGCGAUCAACGACAUCCAAAAGGCUGUUCCAUCCCCCGGGGCCGGAGAACUCGUAUUCUUGCCGCUGGACCUGUCGGACCUGGCUACCAUCGAUGCAUCCGCGAAACAGUUCCUCGACCGCGAAGAGAAGCUGCACGUCUUGUUCAACAAUGCGGGGGUGAUGAACCCGCCACCAGGGUCGAAGACGGCCCAAGGCUACGAAUUGCAACUCGGUGUUAAUUGCAUCGGCCCUUACCUCUUUACGAAGCUCCUCACGCCUACACUGGUUAGGACGGCCAAGACGGAGCCCGCAGGUACCGUCCGCGUCGUCUGGGUCUCGUCGAUAGCCAUCGAGGGCGGCUUCAGCCUCAAAGGCGGCGUCGACAUGGACAACCUCGACUACCACAAGGAGGUCCCCGCCGGAAUCCCGUACGCAAUCAGCAAGGCGGGCAUGUUCUUCCACGGGACGGAAUACGCGAAGCGGUUCAAGGCUGACGGAAUCGUCAGUGUUCCACUCAACCCUGGCAUCUUGGACUCACCCCUUUGGCGCCGACAAGGAAAGGUGGCCAACUUCAUCUUUAAGACGCUUCUGUUCCAUCCUACUAUGUUUGGUGCAUACACGGAGCUAUUUGCCGGUUUGUCUCCAGACGUGACGAUGGAGAGGUCGGGACAAUGGGGUAAGAGACACUCUACUUGGGAGACCUUGAUGAUGGAAAAGUUUGAGCUGACGUUACCUACCUACUCAUUAGUGAUUCCGUGGGGCCGAUUCAAACCUGUGCGAGCCGAUCUUUUAGCUGCAUCUCGAUCUACGACAGAGCCUGGGGGGACAGGAACGGCCGAGAAGUUUUGGGAAUGGACAGAAGAACAAAUUAGAAAGUACCUCUAAGGAGGUGUGCACACUUGGAGUGAUAUUGUAAAAGAUAUCGCAUGUUAGCUGUCUAUAUGUUUCCUAGGGCGAGUUGAGACGAUAUUUCCGAUUGAUAACCUACGAGGUAUCCUUCUAUCAUUCGUCUCUAUGACGAUAAUAAUCUCAUUGAAACCUAAACUUCAAUUUCGCUAUCGGCUUCAUAGGUUACAAAUUCUUGCUGUGAAGAUUCUUGGCCCCACCAACAUCGCCUGUCCCAGCAGUACGGCACCGUAAGGUAAGUCGGGGUUAGCUAGUGGGACGAAUCCACUUAAUCACCAUCCACUAGAGACAGGUCAGGAACAAGACGCACGAACCAUUUCAUCCUCAAUUGUAGAAGAGAGACUGAUGAAUAAUCAUGGAAGUAACGAGUUCAAGAUUAAAGUCAUUCUUCCGAAAUACUUAUUAUGUGUUUACUUGAAGUUUAUCACUCGGUGUGAAGUUACACACAAUAACAUAAAAAGGGGGGCAAACGAAAAAGAAAAGGGGUAAAGUUCUAAGGUUAGUAAAAAGCCGCACAAAUAAGCGAAGGAAAGAAAAGCGAAAAAGGGACAAAAAAGAUAGAGAGGCCCCGCCGAGGAUUGAACUCAGGUCUCAGGAAAACUUGAAAUUAAUCAGAUGUCACUA